AUGGCCCUCGAGCGUCAAAUUGAGAGACUCAAAGUCGAGAAUCGAUUCCGCCAAGUCGCGUACGACCAACUGGCGGCAAAGUAUCAAACCCUCGUGCUGCGAUCGACCAGUAUGUCCAGCCAAGGCACAACCACCGAUGGCACUGGCCACGCCGCACAGGGAACCAAUACCGAUGUGGACUUCGAGCAGGAGCAGAGUAAACUCACGACCAAGAUCGCGUCGCUUCAAUUGCUACAAGAAGUCGACCGAGACCGCAUUGAGUCGAUGCGCCGCGACCAUAGUGCCCAGCUCGCGGACAUUCUUGCAGCCAAGAUACAUGUCGACGAGCAACUCAACGACGUGCAGAAGGAGCUGCACAUGAGCCAACUUGAACGGAACGAUGCGCAGCAGCAAGUGCGCGACUUGAUGGCGGCGUUGGCAUCAAGCCAAGCGGCGCACGCGGCGCUCAUCCACGACUUGGCACAGCUGGAAGCACAGAGCAGGGACGCCAAACAUUCCCACGCGAUGAGCCAGCGACAACAAGAAAUCAAAGACAUCGCGGCGAAGGUAACAGAACAGCGCCUGGUGGAGGAAAAGACCACGCUGGAACAGCAAUGCAACAACUUGACACUGCAGCACGAGUCGUCGAUCGAAACGAUUCAAGCGUUGGAGCUUGCAAUAUCGACGUUGCAAGUGGAAGUCGCAGCACGAACCAACGAUCUCGAGACACAGCGGCAUGCCGCCACGCAGGCCCAAAACGAAAUCACCGCCCUCCAAGCCAAGUGCUUGUCAGUCACAAUGGCCUACGACGCUGCAUCGGACAAGCUGACGGCCCUGCGCUACGACAUGGAGAAACAGGCGCGUGUGAUGGCGCACAUGCAAGACACACACAGCGCCGACAAAGCAACGGCGGCGGCGCUGCUGACGCAAUUGCACGACGUACAGACCGCCAAGAGUGCUCUUGAAGCUGCCUGGGAGAAGCAAUGCCAGGCGUGGGACGCCGAGCGAACAUGCGCGAAGCAUCGUGUGGGAGAACUGGAAGACACAAUCAAACGCCUUGAAAUGGCCAACACAGCUUGGAAAGCCAAGCACGAUGCGACCCUCUGCCAUGUCGAUGUCAUGACAUCCCAGAUGGAGGCGUUGCAGACCCCAUGCACGGACGCAUUGGCUGCGUCCGAUGAAACGAAAAGUGCUCGUGACGUGGAGCAGCUUUGGCGCACAAAUGCAGAGUUACACGACGCUUUGGUGGCGCUCACGGCUCAAUACGAAACGAAGUGCUUGCAGUACGAUCUGGCGGUGAAGCAGGUGGAAUACAUCAAAGCGCGUGACAUGGAAAUCACACUGAAGUUGAAAAUGACGGGUUGUCAUCGACAAAUGCUAGCGCGGGCGCUGGAACAAUCGAGCAACCAGUCCAUGGAGGCGACCCGUCUGAAGGAUGAACUGAUCGCGAUGGACGCAGCAAAGAACGCCCAACUCGCUGAGCUAUCCGCCCGCAUCCAUUCGAUGGAGGACAAGGUGCAGAACACCACAGCUCUAAACAACGAGCUCGCACAAAAGUGCGACGUCGUGGAAGCGCCAUGCCGAGUAGCUGACACCGUCAAAGAGUCGUGCAACGAGCUGUUGGGCAAAUGCGAUGGUCACGAUGCAUGGUGCGACGAUAUCGACAGAGUAGUCCCGGCACUCAGUUUCAACGAGCCAACGCAACUCUCAAAGGACCUGUUGCGCCCUCAAGACAUCGGCCAUGCCGAUAUCUCCGAGGAUAGCGCGAGCGGCGCAUUGAACACACUACAUGGAGCGAUUCUAGCCGUCGUUGUUGGUGCGAACCGUGUUCAAGCCGGCCUGGUGUCAGACCAAGAAGAUGGAUGGUCGCUGCCGACACUCCAGUGGAAGGUCGACCAAAGCUUGUGUGACGGCGUCGGCAUGGCCCCCUCGUCCCCCAAUCGAUUCAAACGGCACCACUCCGCGCAACACGCCGACGUCGGACCCAAGACCACGGUUGCGUUUUGGACAAACGUGCUAUCCCGCGUUGGCAUUCGCAACGCGCGAAGCGUCGAAAAAGUCGUCGUCGUCCGUCCGCCUGGUUGGCACGACUCGGACGAAGCGACCGUAUUCACCCAACUGCUACGAGAAGUUCGCGUCGCCAGUGUCCUCGUCACGUCGAGUGCUCAACUCGCGCUGAAAUCUGCUGGCGUCCGCACGGGCCUCGUGGUCGAAUUUUGCGAUGACGCGACGUUUGUUGUCCCGAUCUACGACAACUCGAUCGUGUCGCAUGCUGUUGUCCGUGCCAACGUGGGGGAGAAAACUCUAGUCGAGAAGACGAGGUCGCUUGUUCGGGCCGUCUCGCCCGCGUUUGCCGCGCUCGCAGGACCAGAUCAAGUGCAGUUGGCAUCAACUAUUCUUGAACGGCAUGGUCGAGUGCGCUACGACGUCGAGCAAUCGCAACCCACGACCAUGAAAUUCCAUGCAGGAGAGUCUCCAACGCCACUGGUAUUGACGCUGGAUGGGGAGCUGCAUCUCGGGCCAGAAGUCUACUUCGAACGAUCACCUUCGACGGAUGGCUCCGUACCCGCUGCGUUAUUGGCGAGUCUGGAUCACUGCGACCCGAUGUACACGGACGCGUUUUGCAGCGCGGUCGUGUUGAUCGGUGCCACGGCCAAGCUUCCAGGACUCAAGCGACGCCUCGUCAAAGAAGUCGUUCUGGCGCGCCCAGAGCUCCUCGGCCAGCUCUUUGUGAAUGUUCCAGAGUCCUCCGACAUGGAGCUAUACUGGGGGGCGUGCACACAUGCCAAGUAUGCGUCCGACGACGAGUGGGUUCAUCGCACGAGUUAA
This is a messenger RNA of Aphanomyces invadans, 2808 nucleotides long. RefSeq lists its product as hypothetical. The record is from RefSeq and is a predicted model, not a curated record. The coding region runs from base 1 to 2808 and encodes 935 amino acids. The transcript has 8 exons. Lineage: Eukaryota; Oomycota; Saprolegniomycetes; Saprolegniales; Verrucalvaceae.